This is a messenger RNA of Selaginella moellendorffii, 694 nucleotides long. RefSeq names its product universal stress protein PHOS32. The coding region runs from base 136 to 615 and encodes 159 amino acids. The transcript has 5 exons. The record is from RefSeq and is a predicted model, not a curated record. NCBI's taxonomy places the organism in Eukaryota, Viridiplantae, Streptophyta, Lycopodiopsida, Selaginellales, Selaginellaceae.
CUUUACUUUUCCUUGGUGUCUACGUCACUUCUAGCAGUGCUAGUACUACUGUUUGGUGGAUUGACCUCGAGCGAUCGGCGCGGAGGAUCCUCUUUGGGUUUGGGGCUUUGGAUCGAUCGACUUGCAGGAUCGGUAAUGGCGACGGCGCAUGAGAGACGGGUGGGAGUGGCCAUGGAUUUCUCCGAGGGCAGCAAGGCCGCGCUGAAAUGGACAGUGGAGAAUGUGGUGCGCGGGGGCGACUACUUGAUACUCUUCAUGGUGGUGAAGACUGAGCUCGAAGGGAAGUCGCAGCUCUGGGAGCAAGGCGGAUCACCUCUGAUCCCCCUGUGCGAUCUGGGCGAAGGGCAGAUCUUGAAAGGCUAUGGCGUCACUCCAGACGCGGAAGUCGUGACGCUUCUGGAGCAAGUCGCGCGAGAGAAAAAUAUCGUGGUGGUGGGAAAGGUCUACUACGGUGAUCCUCGCGAGAAACUUUGCGAUGCUGCCACUGAUUUCCCGCUGAGUUGCAUGGUCGUGGGAAGCCGCGGCCUCGGCCCUCUCAAACGUGCAAUCCUGGGGAGCGUCAGCAACUACGUGGUGAACACCGCCCAGUGCCCAGUUACGGUGGUGAAGCACUAGAUCAAGACCAUUGUUAUAGAACGCGUUCUCGAUCGUUAAAUCGUUAAACGCAGUGCCGUAUAUGGCGUAUUUCUUUCAA